AUGACGAGGCUCUUCACGCUUUCUCUUUCUUGUCUUUGUGUGCUGCUCUUGGCAAGUGCAUGCUUUGGUAGCAUCGGCACCCAAAGGUUCAACCAGUGCCAACUUGACAGCCUCAACGUGUUGGAACCCGACCACCGUGUUGAGUGCGAAGGUGGUAUAAUUGAGACGUGGAGCCCAAAACACCCUGAGCUAAAAUGUGCUGGCGUCACUUUUAGCAAACGCACCUUAUACACCAAUGGCCUCCACAUGCCAUCUUACUCACCUUAUACCCAGAUGAUCAUGAUCGUCCAAGGAAAGGGAGCGAUUGGAUUUGCAAUGCCGGGAUGUCCUGCGAUGUUUGAGGAGCCAGCAGAUCAAUCUGGUUCGAGCUCGCAGAAAACGCCAUCAGACAGCCACCAGAAGAUUCGUCAAUUCAAACAGGGUCACAUGCUCAUGAUUCCCGCUGGUGUUCCUUACUGGACCUACAACACGGGCGAUGAACCUCUUGUUGCCAUCAGUCUUCUUGACACCUCUAGCAUAGACAACCAGCUUGAUAAGCGUCCCAGAGUGUUUUACCUUGCUGGUAACCCAGAUAUAGAGCACCCAUUGGCAAUAAAAGCACAGCAGGUGGAGGAAGAAGGUGGCAACGUGCUCAGUGGCUUCAGCAAAGGCUUUUUAGCAAAAUCCCUCAACAUCGACGAAGACAUCGCAGAGAAACUUCUGUCUCCAGAAGACGAAAUGAAGCAGAUCGUGAAACUGGAGCAAGGUCUCAGCGUGAUCAGCCCCAAAUGGCAAGAUGAGGAUGAAGAUGACGACGAUGAGGAUGAAGAUGAAUCUUACUGUCAACCUCCACGGCGACCAACCCAUGGAAAGCGUGUACACAAAGUGGAGGUAAAGGAAGUUGAACCUCUCCCUCCUCGCAAGCAUGUCCACGAAGAGGAGGUAAAGGAAGUUGAACCUCUCCCUUCUCGCAAGCAUGUCCACGAAAAGGAGGUAAAGGAAGUUGAACCUCUCCCUCCUCGCAAGCAUGUCCACGAAGAGGAGGUAAAGGAAGUUGAACCUCUCCCUCAUCACAAGCAUGUAUACGAAGACGAAGACGAAGACGAAUACAAGCCUCGCAGUCCCCGCAGUCCCCGCACACGAGGACCAACCCCAAGCCCCAGAGGAGAAGGACACAAAGAUGUGGACGAGGGAUAUGAUGAGUCAGCGAGAUACAAGACCCACCACGAAAAGAGUUGGACAGAACCAGCACAAGAAGUAGAAAGUGGAGAAUCAAUCAAACAAUGGGAGACAAGACAAAGUAAAGACAAGCCACAUGGAUCUAACGGGGUUGACGAAACACUCUGCACCUUGAAGCUUGUUCACAACAUUGCUCGCCCUUCAAGCGCUGACUUCUACAACCCUAAAGCUGGUCGCAUCAACAAUCUCAACAGCUUAACUCUCCCAGCUCUCUACAAUUUUGGACUUAGUGCCCAAUAUGUUGUCCUCUACAAGAAUGGAAUAUACGCUCCCCAUUGGAAUCUGAAUGCAAACAGUGCGAUGUACGGGAUCCGAGGGCGAGGGCAAGUUAAAGUGGUGAACAGCGAAGGGAUGACGGUGUUCGACGGUGAACUAGGGAAGGGACAGUUGCUGGUGGUGCCACAGAACUUUAUGGUGGCAGAAGAAGCUGGAGAAGAAGGAUUUGAGUACGUAGUGUUCAAGACAAACCACAAUGCCGUCACCAGCUACUUGAAGGAGACAUUUAGGGCAUUCCCCUCUGAGGUUCUUGCCAAUAUUUACAAAAUUCCACAGACUCAAGUGAGUGAUCUUAAGUACAAUGGAAACCGGGGCCCUUUGGUCAACGGUGAUCAGUCUCAGUAUCAAUCAUCUUAA
Molecule: messenger RNA, 1851 nt
Organism: Sphenostylis stenocarpa
Lineage: Eukaryota; Viridiplantae; Streptophyta; Magnoliopsida; Fabales; Fabaceae
Source: the annotation of a GenBank genome assembly